Schistocerca nitens (vagrant locust) is the source of this 405-nucleotide messenger RNA. Its product is annotated as trypsin delta-like. Bases 1 to 405 code for a protein of 134 amino acids. The transcript has a single exon. Gene Ontology annotation, biological process: proteolysis. The record is from RefSeq and is a predicted model, not a curated record. Gene Ontology annotation, molecular function: serine-type endopeptidase activity. Lineage: Eukaryota; Metazoa; Arthropoda; Insecta; Orthoptera; Acrididae.
AUGCAGAAAGCCGUCGUCCUCUGCCUGCUGGUGGCGCUCUGCUGCGCUGCGCCCUCCACGAGGUCCCACUUGCCCAGACCGCGCCUCGAUGGCCGCAUCGUGGGCGGCGAGGCCGUAGACAUCUCGCAGUACCCCUGGCAGCUGUCGCUGCAGAAGCUGGGCUCCCACAGCUGCGGCGCCUCCAUCAUCAGCUCCAACUGGGCGCUGACGGCGGCCCACUGUAUCGAGGGCGCCUACGUCAACUUCGUGUCCCUCAGGGCCGGAUCUUCCACCCGUGGAAGCGGCGGAACUGUGUACGAUGCUGCCGACGGAUAUUACCACGGGGAUUACGACUCCGCAACCACUGACUACGACGUCGGCGUCAUCCAGAUUGACGGAUCAUUCUCCUUCGACAGCAACGUUUAG